GAUGUCUGGGAAAUUAACAUUUUUGUUACUACUGCCUGAUGUGAAACAUGUCUGUAUUUAAUGGGUUUUGAUGGAUCUUGAAAGCUUGUGCUUUUUGGGUUUUGGGACUUGGUGCGUAAUCCAAUAGUCCUGUAAAAACUGACAAGUUCAGUAGUGCUGCAAUGAUUAAAAGAAACAUAUGUUUGAGAACUGAAGUUUUAAACUGUAUAUGCGUAUUGGAUCUGAUUAUCAAGAAGUUUGCGACUCCAAUGUUUGGAAAGUAGUCAAUUUGUUGGCUUAAUUCUGAGAGUAAAAAGAAUCCUUGAACUUUUCAGGAUGAGCCUUGUGUUUGAAUAGACAUGAAUUUUGCAUCUGAUUUUGCUGAGACACUCGUUGAUAUCAUUAGUGUAGGUGUUGUAUAUCCAUUUUUGCUCUAAUCAUUGACAUUGUUAGAUGUGUUAUAUGGUUGUUGUUUCGUCUGUCUCAUUCAAAAUGCGAGCCUUCCCAUACAUUUAGCAUGCAUGUACUUUUUCUGCUUGAUCUGAUGAGUUGAUAUUAACUAUCACAAUCCGAUCACAGGUUGAGAUUACUGCAUACAAAUCUGCAAUUGUGAUUCAGUGUCAGAUGAGACACAUUCUGUAGAUUGAGAUUUUGAUUUUGACUUGCCGUUGCAUAUGGAGGCCUCAGAAGCACAGUAUGCUGAAUUUGAGGAGAAGGUCAAAAGAACUGUUUACCUUGACAACCUCUCACCACAGGUCAAUGAAUCGAUUGUGAAACAAGCUCUGGAUCAGUUUGGGAAUGUGAAAAGUGUUCAAUUUAUUCCCAAUUACUUGGAAUCAAAGAACGUCCCACAAUGUGCAUUGAUUGAGAUGGAGAACCCAACAGAGGUCAAUGCCAUUGUCUCAGAUAUAGCGCAGAAGCCUUUCAUGAUUGGGGGGAUGCCCAGGCCUGUGAGGGCACGCAAGGCUAAAAUGGAGAUGUUUGACGAUCGCCCUGUAAAGCCCGGUAGAACAAUACAGUUUCGUUGGUUGGAGCCAAAUGAUCCUGAUUUUGAGGUGGCAAAGAAACUGAAGGAGCUUGCUAAAAUUCAUGCUGUGGAAGCUGAAUAUGUACUCAAGAAACAACUGGAGGAUGAAGAGAAGCUUGAAAAGCAGCAUCAAGAAUCCCUCAAAGCAACGCAUAAGAAGUAUAAAAUGAUAGAUAGUGUGAUAGCUGAUGGAACUACUAGGCAAUUGGCUCGCGGUUAUCAUCUUCGGGUUGCAGAUGACUGAAUUUUAGAGUAUUGAUGUAGUUUCUGAAAAAUGUCUCCAUUUUGGUCUGGUACCUCGGUUUUGGGUUCUGCAGUUGAAUUAAUUCAGAGACAAUGAUCUUUGGUGUAUGUAGCCUUUACUCAUGUACGGUUGAAAGCCUAGCUUUAUAUGAACCAAAGAAACCCAGCUUUUCCAAACCAUUCUGGUUUACCAGUUAUCAGAAACAACAACUAAGGAGGCAAUAUUCCUGUUUUA
Messenger RNA from Rosa chinensis, 1484 nucleotides. RefSeq lists its product as uncharacterized. Bases 654 to 1250 code for a protein of 198 amino acids. The record is from RefSeq and is a predicted model, not a curated record. NCBI's taxonomy places the organism in Eukaryota, Viridiplantae, Streptophyta, Magnoliopsida, Rosales, Rosaceae. The transcript is spliced from 2 exons. Gene Ontology annotation, molecular function: RNA binding.